Messenger RNA from Triticum aestivum (bread wheat), 4342 nucleotides. RefSeq lists its product as uncharacterized. Bases 1843 to 3513 code for a protein of 556 amino acids. The transcript is spliced from 3 exons. Lineage: Eukaryota; Viridiplantae; Streptophyta; Magnoliopsida; Poales; Poaceae. Gene Ontology annotation, biological process: proteolysis. The record is from RefSeq and is a predicted model, not a curated record. Gene Ontology annotation, molecular function: aspartic-type endopeptidase activity; nucleic acid binding; zinc ion binding.
CUUCACACGUCGUCUCCAUUCUUCCCCAAAAAGCCAAACCAGCAACUUGUCUUCCUCCCACUGUCUUAGUCUUUCUAUCUGCAACCAACAAAGAUCCAAGAACAAUAAGUAGAGAUGGUGACCUGAGAAAUCAUAGUAGAUCAAAGGAGGAAGGCUAGAACAAGAAGUUAGCCAACUAGACUGGGAUCUGGAAGUAGGAGCAGCACUAGAAGAAACAGCAGAGAAGGCAAAAGAAGAAAGGAAGCGAGUACAGUCCAAAGAAGGAGGCGCUACAAAAGCAAAUCGAGUCCGGGUCUGAAGCAAAGCUUGUAUGAGAAUCCUACUGCACCAAGUGAGGAGAGCAAUGGUGAUGGCUACAACUACACAGGGGACCUAGACGUGGAUCCAUCUAGUGCUAUGUACGAUCUGGAUGCCACAUAUGGGGGUUGGGAUGAAUAAGUAACUAUGACCUAGCUAUGUAAUCCAGGAACUAUUUUAUCAUCAUCUAUCUGGUACUUCUAGUUGGAACUCCGGUGUUAGGAGAUGUAAUAAUUUGGCGAACAUGUGAGAAGCCUACUUGAGACUUUUAGCCCUGCGUGGCAUGGUAUUGUAAUAUAAAGGACCAUCUAUAACUAUUUCCCUGCUGCAUAUCUCUGACAUGGAUUAUUAUUUGACAAAACAAUAUUUUGUCAAGAAAUAAUCCAAGGACUAGUGUCAUUAUCUAUAAUAAUAAUGACAUGGGUCUUCACAGGUGGUAUCAGAGCCAUGGUUUCGAGGGCCACGCAGAUAGUUAGAGACGGUUGUAAUAGUUUAGGUUGAACCCAUACUUGCUAUAUUGCACCACUAAUUAAUUCCACCUCACCAAACGUACCACCUACACCACCCCAGCCAUUACCUAAACAUAUAGCUGAACUAGAACCAGCCCUACAGCCAAAUAUAGAGCAGCAACAGCUACACCACUUCCCUAUUCCACGACUACACCAACCUGACUUUAUCCACCCACACAUGAGUGUCAGCUCGAGGGAGUACAAGGAGGCUGCUACCUAUGCAAGGGUACUUGGGCUUGGCGCGAGUGGCAGCGACGGAAGUAAUGGAAGUGGCAGCGGUCUAUGUUUUAAAGGCGACGCCUUGCUUUAAGGCGCUGGGGGGGCGCUUCGGCGCCUAGGCGACGCCUAGGCGCCUAAAGCGGACGCCUAGGCGCCUAAAGCGCAAAGCGCUGGGGGGGCGCCUCGAUGCCUAGGCGUCGCCUAGGCGUCGCCUUACGGACGCCUUUAAAACAUAGGCAGCGGUAGCAACAAUGGCGUGGCAGCGGUAGCAACAAUGGCAGUGGUAGCGGCAUCGCUUAAUCAAGUUCCAAUCUGCCAGACUCUUAGGCGUGGGACACCUUGGCCAUAGACUAGUCUUUUGGGAUCAGCGGUAGUUAGUGUAGUGGCAGCCUGAACAUGUGGGUUUAUGUAAGGUAUGUGUGAACUGGAAGGCAGAGUUUGUCCCCUAUGUACUAGUAGGAUCUGAACCCUAGUUGUAAUGCAGUUAUGCCCUUAAUUAAGACUUAUGUGACGUAUUGGUUGUAAUAUAAGUGCUUGUUCUGUAGUAUAUAACUUAUGUGCAUUAGGAGGCUCGUAGUACCUUACUAUUGUGUGCUUUAGUGAGUAAGACAGAGGAGGACAUAAUCCUACGAGACAGAAGUAAUAGGUUUGCCAUUGUCCUAUGAGAGACACAUGAGUAAUUAGAGUUGUAUCAUUCUGGUUAGUAAGAGGCAAUUGCCAGCAGGAUUGCACUCCAUGUCUGGUUACUACAAAUUAAGGAUAGCAUGCUAUUUAUUGAUAUCACUUGCACUUCUGCUUGCUGAUUGAAUCAAUAAUCAUGCAAAUAAGUAACCAACAAAAAAAAUGCAGGAUGAAUAACAAUGGUUUGAGUGAGCAAGACCUUAUCUUUCGUUUGGGAUCAAGCGCCCAUGAUCAGCAUGGGGGUACUCCAGCUUCAGAAGAUCAAAGUGUUCUACCUAGACCGGUGCAACUUCCAAGCAACCCAAAAGUUGGCAAUGCUGGAACUUCUGGACUUAUGGGUGAAGAAGGCAAUCUGGGAGAUGUCCUUAAGUUCAUGGAGAAUUCUCGAAGGGAGUCCCAAGAUAACGAGAACCGCUUGCUCGAAGCGAUACUGACAAGACUAGUUCCUGGAGGAGCACACCUACCCGGUGUGGGAGUUAGCUUGGGAGAAUUUUUGAAAACCCAGCCACCCACAUUCUCCAAGGCGGUGGAUCCACUAGAGGCGGAUGGCUGGCUAUUAGAAGUAGAACAUAAUCUAGAAACCGUAGGGUGCUCAAAUGAAGAGAAGGUGAGAUAUGCAUCGCACCAGUUAACCGGACCAGCAGCAGCUUGGUGGAGAAAUUUCAGCCUUAACCGAGCAAAUAAUCAGCCUAUCACAUGGGAGGACUUCAAGAAGAAUUUCUGUCAAACCCAUAUUCCAAAGGGAAAGAUGGAUAUCAAAAAGAGGGAGUUUCGCAAUCUAACUCAAGGUAGCAAGAGGAUAAACGACUACCUAAACCAAUUUAAUGAUUUGGCAAGGUAUGCUCCAGAUGAUGUGAACACAGAAGCCAAGAAGGUGGAAAAGUUUAUGGAGGGGCUACAUCCAUUCCUGAAAAUGCACCUCUCAAUUCACGGGAUCACCCAGUUUCAAGACCUUGUCAACAAGGCCUUCGUACUGAAGAAUGAACAUGCCAACCUAAGUGAAGAGAGAAGGAAGAAAGCUAGGGUAGAUCCACACCCCAUGAUGCAGCACCCACGUCUUAUGAUGCAUGGACCAGUGCGUCCUCAUAUGCCACCACCACGGCCUAGAUUCCCUACUCAGCCAACCUUUGUUCCUAAAUGUGGGAAGUGUGGAAAGGGUCAUGCUACUCGUGAUUGUAUGACCGGUAUAGGACUUUGCUUCAAUUGUGGGAGACCAGGACACCACAAGCUCAAUUGCACCUCUCCUCCCGCAAAUCCUACAAGGCCACCUAUGCAGCAGACUCAAGUGCAUCGUCCACCAGCUGGGCGAGGACAAGGCGGACCUAUGAGCUAUGCAGCAAGAGGAGUUGGGCAUGGAGGACAAGUAGGAGGACAGCCAAGGCUGAAUUAUAUGGCUGCAGAGCAACUAGAAGAAGCUACAGAUGUUGUCAUCGGUAAACUACUCAUUCCUCCUUCAGUUGGUACAAUUCUUUUUGAUACCGGUGCCGCUCACUUGUUUAUUUCUCAAGAUUUCGUGAAUAAGAAUGGAUUAACAUGCACACCGUUGGAAAAAGCUUUAGGAGUUAACUCACCUGGAGGGAAGAUUACAGUAGAGGCAAUGUGCAGAAAUCAACCAAUAACAAUCCAGAACACCAAUUUUUUAGCAAACCUGCAUGUCAUAGAGAUGUCAGGGUUAGAAAUAAUCCUUGGGAUGGAUUGCUUGGCUGCUAAUGGAGUGAUAGUAGAUUAUGAACAUAAAGGUGUGUAUAAAAGUAUUACCAAUGAGAGGGGUUCGACGCUUUGGAAUCAAAGGGAAGCUAAGUCCUAGAUAUGUUGGGCCCUUUAAAAUUUUAGAGGAGGGGAAAUCUGCUUAUAAGUUGGAAUUACGACAACACCUAUCAAGGAUUCAUGGUAUCUUCCACAUAUCUCAACCUAGGAAAUGCAACAAGCCACCACCACAAGUGUCACACUUGGAAAUUGAAUUGCAACCAGGCCCGACCUAUGAAGAACGACCAUUGAAGAUACUACAAGUUGAAAACUGCAAGCUCAGGACAAGAACAAUUCGAUUCUUCAAGGUUUAAUUAAAGGGCCACUCAGUCUGUGAGGCAAUGUGGGAGAAGGAGAAAGACCUACGAGCGACCUACUCAAAUCUUUUCAUGUAGGUUUUGAUUUCGAGGACGAAAUCUUUUUCUAAGGAGGGUAGGAUGUAACGACCCGUAUUUUUGUCAUAUAGUAAUUCCACCCUUAAUUAGAUAAUUAAGUACAAUUUAUUAAGCAUCCUAAAAAAAUACAUUUCAGAUUUCUUCAACAAGCAUAACCACUCAAAUAUAUAUUUAUAUUCACACAUCUCAAACAGUACAGUUGUACAGUUAUAUUACAAAUCUUUGGAAACAAAAAAAUAUAUAGGGAGACCAGACUAUGCUAAGCUAUACAACAAUGCCACACCAAACUUAGACCAACAAAAAAAUAUCUCUGGGUCAACCAAGACAGCAAGACACAUUUGAGAUACACAUUUGACCACCACCAUCACGUGCAUAAUAUGUAUAUCAGUAGUCAAUUGACCAACAGUUGGUCUAGGCAUGGGCUGCAACUCCUAGCCAAUAGAAAGGCUCCACAAAGGCAACACGGUAAAGAAGGGAUGGGCAGCCAUACCAGCC